GGCUGGAAUUUGGAAAACCCUAUCAACAAACAAACCUUACAAAAACCCAGAGAGACAGAGAGAGAGAGGGUCUCACUCACGUCGCAUGGUGUCUCUGAAUCCGAAUCCACCCGAGGGCUUCUACUUGGAUCCCACUGGAAUGGCUCUGCCCGCCUUCGGCGGCCCCUCUUUCUCGGUGCCGCCCCCCACCGCCUCCACGACGUCGUCCUCUGACGACGCGAGCAAGAAGGUCCGCAAACCCUACACUAUUACCAAGACCCGCGAGAGCUGGACCGAGCCCGAGCACGACAAGUUUCUCGAAGCCCUACAGCUUUUUGACCGCGACUGGAAGAAAAUUGAGGCAUUUGUUGGGUCAAAAACUGUCAUCCAGAUACGUAGCCAUGCACAGAAGUACUUUCUUAAGGUCCAGAAGAGUGGGACUAGUGAACAUCUACCUCCUCCUCGUCCGAAAAGGAAAGCUGCUCAUCCCUAUCCACAGAAGGCCUCCAAAAAUGCUCCAGUGCUCUCACAAGUGACAGGAUCUUUUCAGAAUGCACCUGUUCUAUCUGAGCCUGUAUUUGUAAGAAGGCCUGAUUCAUCUCCACUACUGAGGAAUCCUGUUACAAGUGCAGCUUUAUCUUCCCGAACUGACAACUCUGCCCAUACAGUUAGUUUAUCACACAAAACAAAAGGUAAUGUGAGAUCUGCAGGUCAACAGCUGGCAAAUAACUGUUGCAGUAGCACUGAAAGCACUCCAAGGACAUGGCCAACUGGAGAUAUAACUGAGCAAGGGACUCAUGGUUCCUCAUUGAGAGUUCUGCCCGACUUUGCACAAGUGUACAGCUUCAUUGCCAGUGUGUUUGACCCAGAUGCUACAGGUCAUCUGCAAAAACUAAAGAAGAUGGACCCAAUUGAUGUUGAAACAGUGUCACUAUUGAUGCGAAACCUUUCCAUUAAUUUGACCAGCCCAGACUUUGAGGAACACAGGAGGUUGCUCUCAUCCUAUGAUAUUGAUGCGGAGAAGGAUAACCCUAGUGGUUUGAGCAAGCCUCACUAUGGUAAUCAAUCUGAUGAUACGGGGCAAUAAAAGGAGAGAACAUUGAGGUUCGGAAAGCUGUGAAAUGUUGUUUGGUUUGCCAGUUUGUAAGUACCAGUCACCCUCCGUUCGCCAUCUUCUGCCUACUGCCCGUUCAUUGAUUGACAACUUCCAUUUUAUGAUGUAUAUAGCGUAUAUGUAAGAGAAAAAAAAAAAAAAAAAGUAAGAAGUCAAAAUGCGGGAAUGUAAAAUUAUAAAGCCAGUUUGUAAAUUUGAGAUUUUGUUUUCAAGUUGCUCUAGUAGAGAAGCUUGUUAGAAUGUGUAUGAAAAUCCUGAUUCUGAUGCUUAUUUAUUUUAUUACCCUCUGCGUUCCAUUU
Diospyros lotus (date-plum) is the source of this 1392-nucleotide messenger RNA. Its product is annotated as protein REVEILLE 6. The transcript has 9 exons. Gene Ontology annotation, molecular function: DNA binding. The coding region runs from base 86 to 1066 and encodes 326 amino acids. NCBI's taxonomy places the organism in Eukaryota, Viridiplantae, Streptophyta, Magnoliopsida, Ericales, Ebenaceae. The record is from RefSeq and is a predicted model, not a curated record.